Messenger RNA from Alexandromys fortis (reed vole), 4145 nucleotides. RefSeq names its product potassium sodium-activated channel subfamily T member 2 (gene Kcnt2). Gene Ontology annotation, cellular component: plasma membrane. Gene Ontology annotation, molecular function: outward rectifier potassium channel activity; intracellular sodium-activated potassium channel activity. Bases 501 to 3851 code for a protein of 1116 amino acids. The record is from RefSeq and is a predicted model, not a curated record. Lineage: Eukaryota; Metazoa; Chordata; Mammalia; Rodentia; Cricetidae. The transcript has 27 exons. Gene Ontology annotation, biological process: potassium ion transmembrane transport.
CCAGUUCUCCCGCCGGGGAUGCCCUGGUGGGAGGUUCUGGUCCCUGCCUUUCAGGAAAGUGCCUGGCCAGCACACGGAGCUCACGCCCACCACCUGCCCUCUUUCUAGGCACCGCGCGAUUCUUCCUUUUAUUUCUUUUUUUGUCUGCGAAGAAACUUUUGCAUUCCCGCCUCCCUACCCCCUACCCCCGCCCCACGGUCCCACGGACCAGAGGCAGCACCGAACCUGGGGGCGGUUCCUUGGCAGCGCCGGUUCGAAUCGCAGCCAGACUUUUGCUCCUGUGCUCGGUUUGCAUCAUCCCCAUCACACCCUUGGGGAAGAGGAGCCAGCCCCCUUUUCAGCCACAGCUUCCGGCCAAGCGACCCCUCCUCCUCCUCCUCCUCCGGGUCCCCCCAGGCUCUUCUGCCACCUUCCUCAGAAAGGUACCCCUCUUCAGCACUCUCUGCUCCUCGCUGCCCUCCUCCAUCCCUUGUUGGAUGUUGCCCACCCCUUAAGGAAGAAUGGUUGAUUUGGAGAGCGAAGUACCCCCUCUGCCUCCCAGGUACAGAUUUCGGGAUUUGCUGCUAGGGGACCAAGGCUGGCAAAAUGAUGACAGGGUUCAAGUUGAAUUCUACAUGAAUGAAAACACAUUUAAAGAGAGAUUAAAAUUGUUUUUCAUAAAAAACCAGCGAUCAAGUCUAAGAAUCCGCUUGUUCAACUUUUCCCUCAAAUUGUUAAGCUGUUUAUUAUACAUUAUUCGUGUGCUGCUUGAGAAACCUUCACAGGGCAAUGAUUGGUCUCAUAUAUUUUGGGUUAACAGAAGUCUACCUUUAUGGGGCUUACAGGUCUCAGUGGCAUUGAUCAGUCUAUUUGAAACAAUACUCCUUGGUUAUCUCAGUUACAAGUUUUUGUUUAUUUUACAGAUAUUCUGGCCUACCUUAAGGAAUCUAUUUGUUCCAGUUUUUCUAAACUGCUGGCUUGCCAAACAUGCAUUGGAAAAUAUGAUUAAUGAUCUUCAUAGAGCCAUUCAGCGCACACAGUCUGCAAUGUUUAAUCAAGUUUUGAUUUUGAUAUCUACAUUCCUAUGCCUUAUCUUCACUUGCAUUUGUGGAAUUCAGCAUCUGGAAAGAAUUGGCAAGAAACUCAAUCUCUUUGACUCCCUUUAUUUCUGCAUUGUGACAUUUUCUACUGUGGGCUUUGGGGAUGUCACUCCUGAAACAUGGUCCUCCAAGCUUUUUGUUGUUGCUAUGAUCUGCGUUGCUCUUGUGGUACUCCCCAUACAGUUUGAACAAUUGGCCUAUUUGUGGAUGGAGAGACAAAAAUCGGGUGGCAACUAUAGCCGUCACAGAGCUCAGACCGAGAAGCAUGUUGUCCUGUGUGUCAGCUCACUGAAGAUAGACUUACUGAUGGAUUUUCUAAAUGAAUUCUAUGCACAUCCAAGACUGCAGGAUUAUUACGUGGUGAUAUUGUGUCCUACGGAGAUGGAUGUGCAAGUUCGGAGGGUGCUACAGAUUCCAAUGUGGUCACAACGAGUGAUCUACCUUCAAGGCUCAGCCCUUAAAGAUCAGGACCUCCUGAGAGCAAAGAUGGACAAUGCGGAGGCCUGUUUCAUUCUGAGCAGCCGCUGUGAAGUGGACAGGACAUCAUCUGAUCAUCAAACAAUUUUGAGAGCAUGGGCUGUGAAGGAUUUUGCUCCAAAUUGUCCUUUGUAUGUUCAGAUAUUAAAACCCGAAAAUAAAUUCCACAUUAAAUUUGCAGAUCAUGUUGUUUGUGAAGAGGAGUUUAAAUACGCCAUGUUAGCUUUAAACUGUAUAUGCCCAGCUACAUCUACACUUAUUACACUACUGGUUCAUACCUCUAGAGGGCAAGAAGGGCAGCAGUCGCCAGAACAAUGGCAGAAGAUGUACGGGAGGUGCUCUGGAAAUGAAGUCUAUCACAUCAUUUUAGAAGAAAGUACUUUUUUUGCUGAAUAUGAAGGGAAGAGUUUUACCUAUGCAUCUUUCCAUGCACACAAAAAGUUUGGUGUCUGCUUGAUUGGUGUUAGGAGGGAGGAUAAUAAAAACAUUUUGCUGAAUCCAGGUCCGCGAUACAUUAUGAAUGCUUCAGAUAUAUGUUUUUAUAUUAAUAUUACCAAAGAAGAAAAUUCAGCAUUUAAGAAUCAAGACCAACAGAGAAAGAGCAAUGUAUCAAAGUCAUUUUAUCAUGGUCCUUCAAGGUUGCCUGUCCACAGCAUCAUCGCCAGCAUGGGUACUGUGGCUAUAGACUUGCAAGACACAAGUUGUAGGGCAGCAAGUGGCCCUACCCUGGCUCUUCCUUCAGAAGGAAGCAAAGAAUUAAGAAGACCUAGUAUUGCUCCUGUUUUAGAGGUUGCAGAUUCAUCAUCAAUUCAAACAUGUGAUCUUUUAAGUGACCAAUCAGAAGAUGAAACUACACCAGAUGAAGAAACCUCUUCAAAUUUAGAAUAUGCCAAGGGCUACCCACCUUACUCUCCAUACAUAGGAAGUUCACCUACUUUUUGUCACCUGCUUCAAGAAAAAGUGCCCUUCUGCUGCUUAAGAUUAGACAAGAGCUGCCAGCAUAACUACUAUGAGGACGCAAAAGCCUACGGAUUCAAAAAUAAACUAAUUAUAGUUGCAGCUGAAACAGCUGGAAAUGGAUUAUAUAAUUUUAUUGUACCUCUCAGGGCAUAUUAUAGACCAAAGAAAGAAUUAAAUCCCAUAGUUCUGCUAUUGGAUAACCCGCCAGAUAUGCAUUUUCUGGAUGCAAUCUGUUGGUUUCCAAUGGUUUACUACAUGGUGGGCUCUAUUGACAACCUAGAUGAUUUGCUCAGGUGUGGCGUGACCUUUGCUGCCAACAUGGUGGUUGUGGACAAGGAGAGCACCAUGAGUGCUGAGGAAGACUACAUGGCAGAUGCCAAAACCAUUGUGAACGUACAGACUCUUUUCAGGUUGUUUUCCAGUCUCAGUAUUAUCACUGAGCUUACUCACCCAGCAAAUAUGAGAUUCAUGCAAUUCAGAGCCAAGGACUGUUACUCUCUUGCACUUUCAAAACUGGAAAAGAAAGAGCGAGAACGAGGUUCUAACCUGGCCUUUAUGUUUCGACUGCCUUUUGCUGCGGGACGAGUGUUCAGCAUCAGCAUGUUGGACACGCUUCUCUAUCAGUCAUUUGUGAAAGAUUAUAUGAUUUCUAUCACCAGACUUCUGCUGGGACUGGACACCAUACCAGGAUCGGGGUUUCUUUGUUCUAUGAAAAUCACUGAAGAUGACUUGUGGAUCAGAACAUAUGCCAGACUCUAUCAGAAGUUGUGUUCUUCUACUGGAGAUGUUCCCAUUGGGAUCUACAGGACAGAAUCUCAGAAACUCACUACAUCUGAGUCUCAAAUAUCCAUCAGUGUGGAAGAGUGGGAAGACACCAAAGAUGCCAAAGAGCCAGGGCACCACCGCAGCAUGCACCGCAACUCAACCUCCAGCGACCAGUCAGACCAUCCAUUGCUGCGGAGGAAGAGCAUGCAGUGGGCUAGGAGGCUGAGCAGAAAAGGACCAAAGCAUUCUGGGAAAACUGCAGAGAAAAUAACCCAGCAGCGAUUGAACCUCUACAGGAGGUCCGAAAGACAGGAGCUUGCUGAACUUGUGAAAAAUAGGAUGAAACACCUGGGCCUUUCUACGGUGGGCUAUGAUGAAAUGAAUGAUCAUCAAAGCACCCUAUCCUACAUCCUGAUUAAUCCAUCUCCAGACACCAGGCUUGAGCUCAAUGAUGUUGUAUACUUGAUCCGACCAGAUCCACUGUCCUACCUUCCAAACACUGAACCCAGUAGGAAAAACAGCAUCUGCAAUGCUGCUGUUCAAGAUUCUCGGGAGGAAACUCAACUCUGAUGAAAAGAAAAUAAGGGACCAUAUUUUCACUACAGGGAUCUUGCUUGAAAUCACGAAAAUGUUGGGAUGGUCCUACGAAACUGACUGGAAUGUAUUCAAUUUCUCACCUUUCUUCUAUUUAAAAGCAAAAUAUAUUCUCUUAGAAGUACAGAUGGUUUUGGAACUUAAUGUGGUAUUUAUUGACAUUUCCCUGGUUAGUAUUUAAAUUUCAUCAGUGGGGGAUUCUGAAAAUGACUAUAAAAUAUAGAAGUUAAAAUCUGAUAUUUAACUGUUCAAGAACUAUCAGAAUUGUGU